AUGUCCCAGACCCUCACUAUCCUCAGACCCUCACUAUCCUUAUACCCUCACUAUCCUCAGACCCUCACCAUCCUCAGACCCUCACUAUCCUCAGACCCUCACUAUCCUCACGACCCUCGCCAUCCUCAGACCCUCACCCUCGACCCCCAUCCUCAGACCCUCACUAUCCUCAGACCCCCAUCCUCAGAACUCACUCAACCUCACUAUCCUCAGACCUCACUAUCCUCAGACCCUCACUAUCCUCAGACCCUCACUAUCCUCAGACCCUCACUAUCCUCAGACCCUCACUAUCCUCAGACCCUCACUAUCCUCAGACCUCCCCUCACUCACUAUCCUCAGACCCUCGCCAUCCUCAGACCCUCACUAUCCUCAGACCCUCGCCAUCCUCAGACCCUCACUAUCCUCAGACCCUCGCCAUCCUCAGAACCUCACUAUCCUCAGAACCUCACUAUCCUCAGACCCUCACUAUCCUCAGACCCUCACUAUCCUCAGACCCUCACUAUCCUCAGACCCUCACUAUCCUCAGACCCUCACUAUCCUCAGACCCUCUCUAUCCUCAGACCCUCGCCAUCCUCAGACCUUCACUAUCCUCAGACCCUCACUAUCCUCAGACCCUCACUAUCCUCAGACCCUCACUAUCCUCAGACCCUCGCUAUCCUCAGACCCUCGCUAUCCUCAGACCCUCGCUAUCCUCAGACCUUCACUAUCCUCAGACCCUCACUAUCCUCAGACCCUCACUAUCCUCAGACCCUCACUAUCCUCAGACCCUCACUAUCCUCAGACCCUCACUAUCCUCAGACCCUCACUAUCCUCAGACCCUCACUAUCCUCAGACCCUCCUGCAUCGGCAAAGGACCAAUCCUAA
Molecule: messenger RNA, 864 nt
Organism: Knipowitschia caucasica
Lineage: Eukaryota; Metazoa; Chordata; Actinopteri; Gobiiformes; Gobiidae
Source: the annotation of a GenBank genome assembly